AUGAGACAAGCCUACUAUUUUGUCAACAAUAGGAAACCUGCAACUGCUGGGUUUAGUGCAACCCCUACUGUGUUUGGAGCUAGUACUUCCUCGACAUCCCUAUUUGGUAAUGCAGCUCAGCCAGCAACUGGCUUAUUUGGAACUCCAGCCGCUGCACCUGCUUUUGGGGCACCCUCUACUACACAAUCAUUUGGUUUUGGCCAGCCAGCUGCAAGCACUUCUUUGUUUGGUGGCAAUGCUCCAGGAUCAGCAGCAGGUACUUCUGGUAGCUUAUUUGGUGCAGGCACAACAACAUCAGCUUUUGGUCAACCUAAUAAAGGGUCUACUUUUGGGUUUGGUGCUACACCAUCUACUGGUAGUCUAUUUGGACAAACUGCGUCAACUCAAGCUCCUACUACUACUGGUUUAUUUGGUCAAAGCGCCACUACUCAACCUGGCACAGGCUUGUUUGGGAAUACUAGUUUUGCAAGUGGUUCUACUGGGACAGUGAUCAAGUUUAAUCCAGUCACGGGUACUGAUAUGAUGGUUAAAAGUGGACAAAGCACUUCAAUAAAUACGAAACAUCAUUGUAUUACAUGUAUGAAGGAAUAUGAAGGCAAAUCUUUAGAAGAAUUACGACUUGAAGAUUAUAUGGCUAAUCGCAAAGGUCCUCAAUCUGGUGGCAUUGGCACUUCUAGUCCUUUCGGUAUGGCUCAACCUCAAACAGGUCUUUUUGGUCAGCAAGCUACUUCUACUCCAGCAACAGGAGGAAUAUUUGGGCAACAAGAAAAUAAGUCAUUAUUUGGUUCAACUACUCCAGCUUUAGGAUUUGGUAGCACAACUCCUGCAUUUGGAGCAACUACACAGUCUGGAACUAGUUCAUUAUUUGGUGCCAAACCUACUACAGCAUUUGGCGCUCAACCAGCUGCAACCACUACAUCUGCAUUUUCUUUCAAUACAAAUACGUUUGGAGCUAACACUCAAGCAAAACCAUUCGGAACCAGCACACCACAAACUGGACUUUUUGGACAACCUGCCACAAGUACAUUUGGCACAACUACUCCUGGUUUUAGUGGUUUUGGAACACCCACUACACAGUCAACUGGUUUAUUUGGUGCUAAGCCUGGAGGUAGCCCUUUCAAUAUGCCUGCUUCAACCAGCACAGGAUUUGGAGCUUUUGGUCAGACUGCAACAACAACUACAGCUACUUCAAGCUUAUUUGGUGCCAAGCCAGCUACUACUGGAUUUGGUGCAACAAAUACAGGCUUUGGAACACCAGCCACUAGUACUGGUUUUGGAGGAUUUGGUCAAACAACUACUUCAAACUCUUUAUUCAAUAAUACAUUUAACAAACCAGCAACUAGCACAUUUGGUUUUGGAAACACUUCUACCAACACCACUUUAGGAACUGGUUUAAAUCUAGGAGGAACGACAAAUUCAUUAUUUGGAGGUACUAACACAGCAGCUAAACCUGGUGGAUUGUUUGGCACAACCAAUCCAAGUAGCACUGGGUUAUUUGGCAGUACAAAUACUUUUGGAACCAAUAAUACUCUUACGAACACAGGAUUGGGCAAUACCACAUUGGGUACCCAACAAUCUUCCUCCAAUACAAGUAUUCCUAUUCAUCAACAAAUGAUUCUGAUUUCACAACCAUUUGGUGAUUCACCUUUGUUUAAAAAUUUGGCUCCAGCUUCAGGUAAAGUAGAAGAAUUACUACGUCCAACUAAUCCAACAGCCCAGAAAGCAGUUUUGGACAAUCCAAAAUUCAAAUUAUCUACUGGGAGAGACGCUAAUGUUAAAAUAAAACCACUUAGCUGGACUGCUAAUCCAAAGAAAACUUUAUUUGAUGGACUAGAAGAAUAUGACCCAUCCAUAGAGGUUUUUAGUCUCAAACCAAAUCCUAAACGCCUUGUAUUAACAAAUAAAUCGUCAAAUAAUUCUAUCGAUAAUAUUGAUAAGACUUUAGGCAAUGAAUCGUUGAGUAAAACUUCUAAUAUUGAAGAUACUAAGGUUACUACAACUCCAGUUAGUGGCUUACAUGGAAUUUUAUUGAAAGACAAAAAAGGAAAAGAAGAGAGAAGGGUGUCAUGGUUAAAUUCACCUGCCUUAGAUGGGGAGAACAAGAGAAAGGAUUCUAUAGAUCCGCAAGAUACUUUUAUUGAUAAUAUAGCUAAUUCAACUCCAACAAACAUUCAUAGGGUUGUCAAAGCAAACUUCGACUUAAAUCAGAGUGCCAGUGUUAGCGAAUCUUUUGAAAGAAGAGCAAAAUCUAAAUCAAGCUUUGAUGAAUCCGAAAAGGAAAAUUUGAGUGUUGGUACAGAUUCCUCAAUAGAACAUCAAACUACAGAAAGUGCUAUCCAUUAUCCAACUGGUAUAACUUUGACACGAACUGGCUAUUAUACUAUACCGUCUUUAGAUAAACUUAGUGAAUUUAUGACUGAAGAUAACCAAUGCAUCGUCCCCAACUUUACUGUAGGCAGAGAGGGUUAUGGAAAUGUCUACUUCAAUGAUUCAUUUGAUGUGGCCAAUUUAAAUUUGGAUGAAAUAGUGCACUUCAGGCAUAAGGAAGUGAUCAUAUAUCCGGAUGAUGAUAACAAGCCACCAGUUGGAGUUGGAUUGAAUAGAAAAGCACAAGUGACCCUGGAUAGAGUAUGGCCUCAUGAUAAAAAUAAACAUGAACCAAUAACAGAUCCUGGUAUUUUGCAACAAAUUGACUAUGAAGAAAAACUACGAAGGGUUUGUGCUAAACAUGAUACAAGAUUUUUGGAAUAUAGGCCUCAAACUGGCAGUUGGGUUUUCAAAGUCGAUCACUUUUCAAAAUAUGGUUUAAGCGACUCUGAAGAUGAAGAAGUUUUACCUACAGUUAAAAAGCCAGUAAAGUCACCUGUUAUUAAAGCCAUAUCUGAUCACAUUGUUCAUAAAGUACAGAAAAAUAAAAUUCAAGAAAAUGGUCAAAUGUCUUUAAAUAAAUCUUUUGAAGAAAUUUCAAAAGGUCUUGGUGGAGGUUUGACUAAUGGUGAUCAUAGUUGUGCUAUGACUAAUGGUUAUGAUAAACAUGAUCACGUGCCCGAUCAUUUCAUUAGAUAUCAAGGUUUAUAUCCAGAUAUUGAAGAUGAUCUACAAACAUCUUGGACAAAUUACAAUUCUGAGACACGGAAUGAAAUUCGAAGUCCUACAACAGAUAUUGUUAAAGAAUCUGGACAGAACAAUCACAAGUUACAGCUGAUGAAGGCGUCAUUUUUUAUUGAUGAUGAUGAUGAUGAUGAUAUGAAAUCUGUUACAGACAAUAUGGAGGUUUAUGAAAAACAAACAUCAGAUCAGAUUGUGCCAAAAGCUCUCGUUAUGAAUUCACGAUAUAAAAAUGGCAACGAUAACGGUUUUAAAUUUAAAAUGUCAGAAACAAUACAGUUGGAACGUCCUUCAGAAAAAGAUUUAAAUGAGAUGGAAUUAGCUUAUGAGAUGAGUACUCAGGUUUUUGAGACUAUAAUAAUAAGGCCUACAACAGUAGUACUGAAAAAUAGUCAGUAUACAAUGCCAUAUAAGGAUUCUCUAGCAUCUAAAUUGACUUGUUUGAGUGAUGCUUCACUCUAUAAUGGUAGACGAUUCAAAAAUGGUUGGGGAUCUCAAAAUCUUUUAUUAACUCUGACUACAAAGGAUUUAUUUGAAUCUUUAGAACCAGAAUCUAAUUUAGAAAAUCUUCAUAGUUACUUGAUUGGCAGACAAGAGAACGACUGCAGUACUACAUUGAUACAAGCUGUACAAGUUGGACAAGCAGAGAAAUGGUUUGAGAAACUAGUUCUUCCACAUAUGGAUGUCCAAUUGGAUUAUACAGAAAUAAUACACAAUGAUAAAUAUCCGAAAGCUAUCACAAACCCUGGUGUUCUUGAAGCUCACUACGAAGUUUCUCAGAAACUGCAUGAUAAGAGAGAAAAUAGUUUUGAUCAAUUUCAUUACAAUACACAAGUUUGGGAUUUAGUGAAAGCACUCUGGGGUUACAUUGCGGCAUUAGAAGGAUUGGAAAGCUCAGAUCAUAUAGCAAUUAUGUGUAGAAGAAGAGCAUUUUCUGAAUGGCUGGAAAGAUGGUCUGCUCUAGAAACUACAAUUCAAACUUCAAAAGCUUCAGAAAACAAAGAUAAUUAUUCUGAAGAGCACUUAGAAACCAUAAUAAAUCUUUUGUCACAGCAUAAAAUAGAAGAGGCUACAGAUAUUGCUCAAGAAAAUGGCGAUUAUUACUUGUCUAUGCUUUUGUCUCAAAUUUCCAGUGGGCCUAUGGUUCGGGAGCUUUUGAAACAGCAAUUAAUAUCUUGGAGAGAUGUUGAAGGUGAUUUAUUCAUUUCUCCCAUGCGAUUGCGUGCAUUUUUACUAGUUGCAGGUAUUCCUGUAUUUGAAUCUACUCAUGGUAUGAUAAACAUAUGUGAAGGAUUGGAUUGGAAAAGGUCAUUAGCUGUUCAUCUAUGGUAUAUUAGUAUGCCAACAGCUUCUAUCGCAGAUUGUUUGCAAUUAUAUGAAAAGGCAUUCAAACUGGAUGAUCCAGAUGUUGAUUUAAAGCCAUAUGCAUGCUCACCUGAUCCUCCAUAUCAUUGUUGUACUAAUGUUGGCCAAGAAAGAAAAUCUAUUCAAGAUUUAUGUUUUCACUUAUUGAAGUUAAAUACUUGCCACAGUCAUACACUGGAAAGUUUAUUAAAUCCAGCAACUCACACUCCUGAUGCUUUGGAUUAUAGACUAAGUUGGUUCUUACAGCAGACUUUGAAAUCUAUUGGAUAUGGACAUAGUUCUGAACUUUCACAAUCUAUGAUUCACACAUCAUUUGCAUCUCAAUUGGAAACAAAUGGUUUAUGGCAUUGGGCUGUUUUUGUUCUGUUACAUAUUGAAUCAGAUGAAAGACGUGCAGCUGUAAUAAAAGAUUUACUUGAUCGUCAUGUCUCUUUAAGUAUGGACGAAGAUUAUUUAAAUCGAGAAAAAUUUAUUUUGGAGCAGCUGAAUAUUCCUUCGCAAUGGCUAUAUAAUUCAAAGGCAUUAUUAGCUGGUAAUUUAAAACAAUAUAGAAUCCAAGCUGAGUGUUUCAUCAAUGGGAACAUGUGGAAUGAAGCUCAUACAGUCAUAAUGAGGCAUUUAGCACCUGAUGAUUUUAUAAAUGGCGAAAUACAAAACUUGAAGAACAUGCUGUCUCCGCUUGCUGAAAACAGUGUUUCUAUAUCAGGUUGGUCGACUCAAGGAGAAGUGCUAUGGGAUUUUCUUGAUUUGGAGUCAGAGGUCCAAGGUAUGCUGAGUGAAGAGAUUGAGAAUUUAGGCUACCACAUGGAAAUUCUGCAGCCACGAUUGUCAUCAUUAUGUAGCAGAGUAAUCUUACUUCCUUGCCCUACAUCAAAGCAUAGACUGUGUCAAAGUGAAAUAUCAAAGAAAAUCAUUGGUAUUGUUCGUGGAAUUGUUAUGCAAGCAAAUCAAGCUGAUUCAAGAGCAAUACUGAAAGUUAUAAGUCAACUACCAAUGCCCGAAGAUUAUUCACAGCAUGAGUUAAGAUCCAUGAUUGAUAAUUUUACAAUAAAUUUUGAUACAAUGCCUUAAUUUUUUUUACUUAAUUAGAGAAAAGUUAAUAUUUUUGAUAUGCA
Messenger RNA from Ctenocephalides felis (cat flea), 5588 nucleotides. Its product is annotated as nuclear pore complex protein Nup98-Nup96-like. The coding region runs from base 1 to 5544 and encodes 1847 amino acids. Lineage: Eukaryota; Metazoa; Arthropoda; Insecta; Siphonaptera; Pulicidae. The transcript is spliced from 31 exons. Gene Ontology annotation, molecular function: structural constituent of nuclear pore. Gene Ontology annotation, biological process: post-transcriptional tethering of RNA polymerase II gene DNA at nuclear periphery; RNA export from nucleus; protein import into nucleus. The record is from RefSeq and is a predicted model, not a curated record. Gene Ontology annotation, cellular component: nuclear pore; nuclear pore cytoplasmic filaments.